GAAAAAGAAGCAACGCCCAUGGGAUCAUGGGUGUGCUUUAAUUAUUAUUAUUGAACAGAAAAGAAUCCGUUAUCUUGCUUAAGAUAUGGAUGCAUUCUGCAUCCGACACUUCUCAGAUCAAUUCUAGGGUUUAAUAAAGAAAUAUUAAUUAUUAUAAUUGUGGGUUUGUUUUAUCCAGGUAGAAUUCCCAUUCUAAGAAGCUUCGUUCCCUGUCAUUGGAAGUGAGAAACCUACGUAGUUUUUUGUUGGUUUCUUUGGUUUUGUUUUCUUCUUGAUCGGAACCCUCCUGAAAGACAAGAAAGGAAAGUGAGCAAUCUUUAUGUAAACUGAUGCAUUUGUAUUCUACUGGGUUUACUUUCUCUUUCUGUUUCCUCUUUUAUUUUCUUGUAAUAAUGUUGACCGUUAAGAGUCUUUUUCUCAAGAGAUUUUAAGGGUUUCUUUUUGUUUAUGCUGUCUUGGCUUUGUUGAUUACGCCCAAGUAUCUAAUUGUUGGCUGGGGGAGGCUUUGGAGUGAAGUUGACGCUUGACAUUGAAGGUUAUAUACGCUUUGAUUUUGUGAGUUGAAGCUGUUUUUGAGAGAGAGAGAGAGAGAGAGAGAGAGAGAGGCUCGUAGCUGUUCACAGUGUAUUUCUUCUCAUUUGGGUCUUUCUCUGGGUAUCUCCGCAUCUAUAAGUUGGGUUUGCAUACAGAUUGGGAAAUAUUAUUCUUCAUCAAGUGCAGUUUAAGUUUGGUUACUUCUCAUCGUGAGUUUCGUUGGGAAUGGCCGAAACUGAGAGUAUAGCUCUCAAAGAAGCGCUUCUUACCCAACAACAGCUUCUUCAUAAACUGACUACAGAAUUGGAGGAGGAAAGAGAAGCCUCAGCCACAGCUGCUACUGAAGCUUUAUCCAUGAUAUUGCGUCUACAAGGAGAAAAGGCAGCUGAAAAGAUGGAAGCAAGUCAAUACAAGAGAAUGGCAGAGGAAAAGAUUAACCAUGCUGAGGAAUCUCUGGCUAUUUUUGAGGAGCUCAUAUUUCAGAAAGAAAUGGAGAUUGCUUCACUUGAGUUCCAAGUUCAGGCUUACAAGAACAAACUACAGAGUGUGGGUCUAAAUGAUUCAUAUAUUGGGCAGCUGAAUAAUCAGUUUGUGCGUAGAAAUGAAGCCUAUUUCAAGGAUAUUGGUGUUCAUCAGUCUGUAAAAAAGAACAAUUCUCUCCCUGCAGCUCAACAUAAAGAUUCAUGUUCUAAGAAGGGUAUUGUAGGAGAAGAUGGGUCUGCACUUUUGCUUCAAGAAUUGAUUCCAAGGACAAUUGAUAAACUGGAUUUUGAGUCUGAUAUUCUGGACAAUGAGAUGCAUAAGGUGUCUGAAGAAUCUGCUGUUGCAGACCAUGAUUCAUACUGGAAACAAAUCGAAUGGUUGGAUAAACAAGUUGACUUACCUCAUAAUAAAGACAUUGGUAUAGGAAGUGAUCCACUAAAAUCCAUGGAGGUUAAGUUGAAUGUUGGAAGUACACUCUCACUUUCAAGUUCUCAGGUUGGAAGUCCCAAGAAUAUAUUUGAGCUUGAUGCAUCUGAUGUUCCAUGCUUGGAGACAAAAAAUAUUAGAAGUACAUCUUUCACAAAAAGUGUCCAUGAUAUAUUUGAAGUCCCACAAAGUCAUGAAAAUUACAAACACUCUGGAUCAAAGAAAGAAGAAUGGCAAACAUUCAUCCACUAUGGUGAGACCAGGCUUGGAAAGGCAGAUUCAGUCCCACAGGGAACUUCAGAUUGCUAUUUAGAAGACAAAGCCAAGUGUGCAAAGAAUGUUCUGCCCUAUGCAAAGCAUGAGAGCAUGUUUUUUAAACAAACAAAUGAGGUUAAACAUGACUCCUUUUCUGUGGCUCCUCCUGUUGAUAUUACUCUAUUGCAAUCUGAGGUUUGGCAGCUUAGUAAACGAUUAGAGUUACUUUUGAAUGAUAGAAGUAUUAAGCAAGAAGCCUCUAAUCGAAGGGAAGAGGAACUGAAUAUGUUAAAGGAGAUUCAUGAAAAGAUCAAUGUGGUAAACUCUGACCGAAGGAAUAGGCAGUUGCCUCCACUUGAUGAAUCUCCAGUAUGUUCUGUCACUGAGAUUUUCCAAACAUGGAUGUGUAGAGUUUGCACUGUUUGUACUGGACGAUUAGCAUGAGUUAAUUGUUUAAUACUUUGUUGGAUAUCAGUUUGAUACAAUGAUUUUGUAAUAUGGAUUAUUUGGAUUUGGUGCAACUGUUUCAAAUGUUACUGCCUCAAGAAAGAUCAACUGAGCUUCAUGCAACAUCAGUUCCAGAAGUGCUGCUGUAUGUUUAUUUCAACAGAGUACUAGAAAUUACAAAAAGUUGGGAAAGAACAUCUUUGGCUUUCAAGAAGUGGCAUGAACUAAUGGAAACGACUAUGGUUGGGAUAUAUUUAUUUAUUUUUUGUGACACAAAAUGUAUACUAUGCAAGAAUACUUUAAUGUACUUGAAAAACCAUAUUAUAUGUCAAGUGUCUUUUCAUGGAAUUGUAUGCAAGAAUUGCUUUCUUCA
This is a messenger RNA of Nelumbo nucifera (sacred lotus), 2518 nucleotides long. RefSeq names its product zein-binding protein (Protein of unknown function, DUF593). NCBI's taxonomy places the organism in Eukaryota, Viridiplantae, Streptophyta, Magnoliopsida, Proteales, Nelumbonaceae. The record is from RefSeq and is a predicted model, not a curated record.